Molecule: messenger RNA, 4161 nt
Organism: Phycodurus eques (leafy seadragon)
Lineage: Eukaryota; Metazoa; Chordata; Actinopteri; Syngnathiformes; Syngnathidae
Gene: slc5a9
Product: solute carrier family 5 member 9
Biological process (GO): transmembrane transport
Cellular component (GO): plasma membrane
Molecular function (GO): D-glucose:sodium symporter activity
Source: RefSeq, a predicted model, not a curated record
AUGGUGGGAACAGCAUUUGCUUUCUCCACAUGUGAGGAAAUCCACUUUUGAAUUUCUUGCUGCAACUGGACUUCAGUUUGAUUGACAGUCGCUGUUCCUGCUAUGCACGUCUUGGCCUCUGAGGGGCAGUGUGGUGCACGCAAUGCGAUACACACUUGCGGUAACCAUGUAGAAAAUCUCACCAUCGAAUAUUAUGAUAACUCGUUUUUCAUAGUUUGACGAAUAUGUGCCAGAGAGUGUUCUAUUGCCUGGUUAGCUGUGUUUGUACAGCGUUGGUGUACUAAUCAUUAUUUUGAGAGAAAUAAGCGCCGCUAGCCAACUGCUAAUUUCGUAGCUCGUCAAUGGUGUUUUUCCUUUAUUGUGUUAGCUUUAAGCUAGCGAUUUUUGUGAACGAAAACGAAGAAAGAAGCGAAGUCUUUGGUAUAUUUGAACAUUCAAUAGGUGCAAUUAUUUUGUUCUUUAGUCAACUUCAAGUUGAGUGUCAAUAAACGACUUGAAGCAAGCAACAUUCACACCUGCUGCUUGCUACUAUGUUAGCACCUUAGCAAGCUGUUGUCGUGAUCACGUGGGCUCUGGACGCCUUCCAGGCGCUGCUGGGUUCAAGUGCUGGAGCGCCGCAUGGACUGGACUGCUUGUACACCGUCCUAGCCGUUACCACGGCAAUGCCGCCCACUCCAGUUGCCAUGGAGACGGCCGACAUCGUCGUGGUGGUCGUCUACCUGCUCCUGGUCAUGGCCGUCGGAAUAUGGGCGUCCGUGAGGGCUAAUGCCAACACAGUGGGCGGGUACUUCCUGGCCGGGCGAUCCAUGACGUGGUGGCCUAUUGGCGCAUCUCUGAUGUCCAGUAACAUCGGAAGGGGAGCAGCGGGUGGCAUCGCUGUGGGUGGCUUCGAGUUAAAUGCAGCGUGGGUCCUGGUGGCUCUGGGCUGGAUCUUCAUCCCGGUGUACGUGGCGGCCGGGGUGGUGACCAUGCCCGAAUACCUGGCCAAGCGCUUCGGAGGACGCAGGAUCCAGAUGUACGUGUCCGUCUUGUCCCUGGUCCUCUACAUCUUCACCAAACUAUCUACAGACCUUUUCUCCGGAGCGUUGUUUGUUAAAGUUUCCUUCGGCUGGAACCUGUACGUGUCGACUGCAAUUCUGCUGCUGGUCACGUGUGUGUACACUGUGGCAGGAGGUUUGGCGGCUGUCAUCUACACUGACGCAUUCCAAACUGUCAUCAUGGUGGGAGGAGCCCUCACGCUCAUGUUCAUCGCGUUCUCCAGAGUGGGCUGGUAUGAGGGUCUGACGGACGUUUACAUGUCGUCCAUUCCCACGGCGACGGCGGCCAACACCGCCUGUCACCUCCCUCGCCCCGACGCCUUCCACAUGUUUCGAGACCCUUUGUCCUCAGACCUGCCCUGGCCGGGACUCAUCUUCGGACUCACCAUCAUCGCAACCUGGGUGUGGUGCACUGACCAGGUGACAGUUCAAAGGUCCCUGGCUGCGCGUUCGCUGUCUCACGCCAAAGGAGGAAGCGUGUUAGGAGGUUACCUCAAAGUAUUCCCCAUGUUCUUCAUUGUCAUGCCAGGCAUGAUCAGCAGAGCACUGUUCCCAGAUGAGGUGGCUUGUGUGGAUCCAGCCGUGUGUCAGCGUGUGUGUGGAACUCCGGUGGGCUGCUCCAACAUCGCGUACCCCAAACUGGUGGUGGAGCUCAUGCCAGUAGGUGUUCGCGGCCUGAUGCUGGCCGUGAUGUUUGCCGGCCUGCUGUCGUCGCUGACGUCCAUUUUCAACAGCAGCUCCGCCCUGUUCGCUCUGGACCUUUACCGCCGCUCAGAGAUGGAGCUCGUGAUCGUUGGCAGGGUGUUCAUCCUGGUGCUCGUGGUCGUCAGCAUCCUGUGGAUUCCCGUCAUCCAAUCCGCUAACAGCGGACACCUGUUUGAAUAUGCCCAAUCGGCGGUCAGCUUUCUGGCUCCGCCAAUCACCGCCGUCUUCGGCUUAGCGGUCUUCUGGCCGCGUAUCAACGAGCAAGGUGCGUUCUGGGGCCUGAUGGCGGGUCUGGCGGUGGGCUUGAUCCGGAUGGUUCUGGAGUUCACGUACGAGGUUCCGGCGUGCGGCGAGCCCGACCUCCGUCCCUCGGUGCUGACUCGGGUGCACUACCUUUACUUCGCCAUCUUCCUGAUGGCGCUGAGCUGCUCGGUGAUGGUCGCCGUCAGCUUGGCCACGCCGGCCAUAUCCGCGGAGCGCGUGAGCUGCGCACGCACGCACGCACGCACGCACUUUGUCUUGUCGAGCAACCAAUGUUGGCGAACUUGCUUUCAAAACGGUGAGACGUAACGUUGAGACGCCAACCCAGAAAGCAGGAGUGCAGCGUACAUAGCGAGCCGAGCUGCGACAGUCGGAUGUGAGGUCGGCCUGCUCAGCUCUUGUCAGAAUAAAGUAGUCUGUUGUUAUUUGAUUCAUUGUGAUUCAAAUCCAGAAAUUCCAAAUGCCGCUUCGCGUGACGACCCAUUCCUGCGCAGCCUCGCCCGAAACCGCUUGAAAGCUUCUUUUGGAUCAUUAUCCUGCCGCAGAACCCAAGUGCGCGUCAGCGUGAGCUCACAAACGGAUGACUGAACAUUCUCCAUCCAUCCAUUUUCCGUAGCGCUUCCCCUCACACAGCUGAGAAUGUAACACUGAAACCGUGUGUGCGUGUGCGCGUGCGCGUGUGCGUGUGUGUCAGUUGCGCAGAUCGACGUGAUGGUCGAGACAGCGCUUUGCCUCGCGGGGAUCUGAACGGUGGCGUAAUGACCUGCGGAAAACAAAACUUUUGUUCUUGGAAAAUAAGAUUAUUUCUUUGGAAAAAAUGUUUUCGGAAGAUUUGUUUUCUCAAAUUGUUAAUAAAAUGAACACUUUUUUUUUUUUUUUUUUAAUAAUAAAAAUAUUUUGGGAAAAAAUUGCCAAUUCCUGAUAAAUGAAUAAACUUUUCUCAAAAACAUAAAUAAAACAAAAUCCGAAAAAAUAGCUUUUCUUUUUUCCUUUUUAGAACAUAUUGUUUUUGGAAAAUAAAAACAUUUUCGUUGAAAAUUACUUUUCAUUUGAUGAAAACAACUUUUCCUGGGGGAAAAAAUGAUAAAGAAUUCUUGAAAAAAGCUUUUCCCUUAAAAUAGAAAUAUUGUUUGAAAAAAAAGAUUUUUGGAAAACAAAACAAAUUAUGGAAAAACUACUACAUAUAUCUCCCAAAAUAUGACUUUGGUCUACAAAUGAUAGCUCCAACUUUUCUGCAAUUUCUUUUUAUAAAAUAACAAACAUUUUCUGAAAAAAAACCCAGCAUACUAUGCGCAUUGCUUGGGAAAAAUAAGCUUUUUUAAAAUGAAAAAACUAGUUUUGUAAACAGCUGUCAUCGGGCAGGAGGCGGGGUCCACCCCGAACUGGUUGCCAGCCAAUCGCAGAACUUGUACUCCAUUUUUGGAUUUCGGCUUGACUUUCUUUGGAACCUAUUUGAUGCGGCUCUUCAUGGGGUGUUCUCCAGGUUUUGGGUUCUUUUUUUUUGACUUAAGAGAUGCAUUGCCCAACUUGGGAAUUAUUUUAUUCAUUUUUGUCUCCCCUGAUCUUUUUUUGUAUUUUUUUUUUUGACUUUGCUUGAUGCUGCUCUUGACUGUUUUGUCUUGGUUCUUAUUGCCAUACUGACAGUUUCCCAUCUGCAAGUUUUUUGUAUUUUAACACUUGUAAAAUUAACUUUGAAUACAGACCAAGCUUUUUAGUGGACCGUGAACAUAUGCGUCUUUAUCCGAACAUGCACAAGACUUGACUUGGUUCUUCAGUUUUUGACAUGCUUCAACUCCUUUUACUUGAAUCCGGUUUUGCAUGUUGACUUGGAUCUAAAAUGUGUUGUUUGUGGUUCUCCUUUUUUUUUUACUUGCUACUUAAAAGAUUCAUCUCCAAACUUUGAAGUUCUCCCAUCAGUUUUUUUUUACGUUCGUGUAAAAUGUAACUUACUUGAAAAACAAUGCUUUUGACACGGUGGCUUUUUAAACGUGGUGGUUUUUGGCUCCCGCCGUUGAGGCGCCCCCAUCCGCAUAGUCGACGUUUGAGUUGUCGUCACUUUUCUGGUAACGCAGAACCGAGCAGCGAGGAGCUGUCUGGGACUCGUCCCGACCGCCCCACGCCGUCGUCCCCGGACAACCCGACGGCCGUGGGCACGAGG